Molecule: messenger RNA, 2331 nt
Organism: Cryptococcus wingfieldii CBS 7118
Lineage: Eukaryota; Fungi; Basidiomycota; Tremellomycetes; Tremellales; Cryptococcaceae
Exons: 3
Coding region: 1-2331 (776 amino acids)
Source: RefSeq, a predicted model, not a curated record
AUGUCCCCAGCUACUCCACAAGAGACCUUCGAGGAUCUCUCACUCGAGUCCCCUCCUGUGUCUCCCACACCCCCACCGGACGACGCACGGGACAUCGGCGCCGAGCUGCCAGUCUCCCCAACAAAGAUCCCCAUCUCGAGCUCAAACUCGGAUCUCAGCUUCACCCUCUCUCCACCACCCACAGAAAAACCCGACGCACUCUCGCUGGCGAAAGACGCGUCCAGCACAUCACUAGAGCACCCGCACCCCGCCCAGUAUCGUCCUGAACUGGCGGAUGAAGAUGGAGACAUCGGCGGUGGCCUCCCUUCAGUACCACCCGAAACACCUCCAAAACCCAAAGGUCCUCAUCCCCUCUCCCCUCUAUCGCUCAGCUCUACGCAUCACAACAGCGAUCCUCGGCUCAGUCGCGUCCUGACGCGUUCACCUUCGCCAAGCUAUCGGUCAUUUAACCUUUCAAAUGGGCACGGCGGAGAAGAUAGCAGAGAGGACUUGGAGCUACCAGCAUCCCCAACAAGAGUUCCUCUUCCAGGAUCCACGUCGAGUUUGAGCUUGGCCCUGUCUCCACCCCGCUCGGCACCCUCGCAUACUCUCGCUUUUAGAGAAUAUUCGUCUUCUGCAUCACUGGAAGACCAGACACCUUUCCAGUCACAUCCGGACCAGCUCGAGGAGGGAGAUGGGGAUCUUUCGGCACCUUUCGAAUCUAUACCCCUGAGCACGACCCCUCCCGCUCCUACCGCGCCUGCUGCGCCUCUGCCCUCCUCGCCCCGCGACAAACUAUCUCCGCAAAACACCCCAGAUAAGCGGCGGUCAUGGGGUGGAUUUGGGAUAUCAAACGGAGAGAGAGUGGCACAUGGUCAACUACCAGAACAUCCGCCUUUACCCCCUCCUCCAUUAGAAGUCCAAAGGGCGAAGAGUGCGGGGGAUGUUCCCCAAGAAGACGGGGAUGAACCUCCAGACAGCGCAAAAACGUCUGCCUCUACCCCUACCCCUGCCCCUCGUCGAGCUGCUCCACCUCCCCAUCCCUUCCCAUGGCCGAUCCCUACCUCUCCUCCCCCUCCAAACCCGAAGCGAUUAUCAGCCAUGUCUACCGCUUCAAACGCGACCCACGUCUCCCAGGCAUCUACCUCCACAUCACAGCCACAAGCGAUGCCCGCUCUGGGUGUCAAAGGCUCAAGCACAUUUGAGAAGGUCAUCUCGCAUACCAGGCCCGCGUGGCUACCACCAAAAGACAAGACGGAAGAUGUGGGGCAUCUGCAUCAAUGGGAGGAUAUGAUGAAACAUGCGAGGGAGCACGAGAAGAUUGUAGCGAAGCAGCAUGAGAAGCAGAAGCUAGAGAAGGAAAAGAGGUUGGCGGCGGAAGCGCCGAAAUGGGAGAAACUGCUGGAUGAGAAAGACUUUUCGGCGCAGAGGGUUAGAAAUGACCCAGAAAUGAGAAGAUUGUGGUUUGAAGGAAUACCGAGUCAUCUGAGGGGUAGAGCGUGGAGUUUGGCGGUUGGAAAUCCUCUUGCACUGUCCAAGGACGUGUACAAACCCUACGUGAGCCGAGCUCGGAAGGGUCUGGCCAACGCGCGCUUCCCCGCGGACCUGCUGGAAACAAUAGAAAGAGAUCUCGACAACACACUCGUCACUCUCAACGUCUUUUACCGAGGCAGUCCUUUGAGAGAUGAUUUGAAAGAGUUGGUCUGCGCCUGGCUGGUAUACAGAAGCGACGAGGGUCUGGGAUAUGCACCAUACAUCACCCUCAUUGCUGGUAUCCUCCUCCUCGUUUCUCCACCCGCCACAGCUUUCCAUACCCUACUCAACAUCCUUGCAGGCCCCGUCCUCCGCGCCUUCUUCACCCCCCUCCCUUCCGAGAUCGCAGCCUACUACCGCGUCCUCGAAAACCUCCAAGCCGAUCGAUAUCCGAAGAUCUACGCAAACUGCAAGUCCCUCGGCGUCGGUGUACCGCAAAGUUGGUUCCAGAGUUUGCUCGUGGAGCAGCUCGGGUUCGAAGCGAGCUGUAGGGUCUGGGAUCAAGUCUUUCUGGAUGGAGAAGGAUAUGUCUUUAGAGCGGCGUUGGCGAUCUUUGGGUUUUUGGAGCCGAGAUUGUAUUACCCUGAUAAAGGGGAGGUGCUCUCGGUUUUGGAGGGGCAUAAUCCUGCUUCAUUGGCGAUUAUGCGGCGGGAGAAGGAAAGGGCGAGGCUGAGAGGCGAGGUAUGGAGUGAAGGCGUGGAUGGGACAUUGACGUCGUUUGGGUUGAAUGAGGGGCAGCUGUUUGCCGCGCUUGAAGAGGACGGGUGGAGGGAGAAGGACUUUGAGAGAUUGGUGUUGAGAGAGAUGCCGGAUGUUUAG